AUGGCAGAUGUCAAAUCAUUGUUGGACAAAGGUUCAAAAAUUGGUGGUUGCCAAUUCAUUGGAAUUUGGGGGAUGGGCGGUUUGGGCAAAACAACUCUUGCAAAAGCAUUGUUUAACAAAUUGCGUUUUAAUUAUGAAGGGUCUUGCCUUUUGACUAAUGUAAGGGAAGAAUCAAAGAGACAUGGAAUGGAUGCUUUGAGGGAAAAAGUUGUUCGGGGGUUAUUAGGGGAUAAAGAAUCUCACAUUGGCAAUGCAAUAUGUCCUUAUACCGUCAGUAGGCUUGGUCGGAAAAAGGUUUUCAUUGUGCUUGAUGACGUUGAUGAUCUUACACAUUUAGAUAAGUUAGUUGGAAAACAUGAAUUUGGACCUGGUAGUAAAAUCUUGAUAACAACCAGAGAUAAGCAAAUACUUGGUAAUGAAGUGGAUGAUAUAUAUGUGCUUCGUGGUUUGAGUCCUUAUGAAGCUUUUGAUCUAUUCUCCAUCAAUGCCUUUAGAAAUUGCGAUGUUGACCCAAAGAUAAGAGAGCUAGCAGAAGAAGUGACUAAAUAUGCAGGUGGAAAUCCAUUGGCCCUAAAGGUUUUAGGCCGCCUCCUAUGCGGCAAAAAGCAAGAAGCAUGGAAAAGCCAAUUGGACAAGCUUCAAAAAUUACCUUGUCAAGAAGUCAAUAAAAUCCUUAGAUUGAGCUUUGAAGGACUUGAUGAUGAGGAAGAGAAAAAUAUUGUCUUGCACGUCGCAUGUUUUUUCAAUCAUGAUUAUGAUGUUAAGGAUGUAAAAAAAUUGUUAGAUGCAUGCGGUUAUUCAACUGAGAUUGGAUUGACAAGACUUGAAGAAAAAGCACUUUUAGAUAUUCAUGGAGGAAAAAUAUGCAUGCACAGUCUCAUAAAACAAAUGGGUAAACAAAUUGUCCGUGAAGAAUCAUUAAAAUAUUCUACAUGGUGCAACAUAUUUUGGAUUUUCCAGAAAAGUUCUGAAAUAUUGAAGGAAAAUAUGGGAAGUAUUGAAGGCAUGAUUAUGAACAUUUCAGAAGUUGAAGAGACGCGCGUAAUUAUUAAAGCAUUUCGUUCAAUGCCCAAUCUAAAAUUUCUUAGGGUUUAUGGAAAUUUAAAUGUUCAGCUUAGGAACAAGUUAAAUGCUUCUGGCAUGAUGUUUUUGUCAAAAAACCUCAUGCUAUUGGAUUGGGUGGGAUGCCCUUUGAAGACCUUGCCGACAACAAUCAAGGGUGAAAAUCUUGUUGAAAUAAACAUGCCCUACAGCAAAUUGACAAAACUUUGGGAUGGAGAGCAGAAUCUCGUGAAUUUAAGCAAAAUCAAUCUUAGUGUAUCAGAAGACUUGAUUGAGCUCCCAAAUUUUUCCAAGGCCAUACAUCUUGCAGAAGUUGAUCUCAAUUAUUGUAGAAAAUUGCAGAAUGUUCAUCCAUCUAUUUUAUCUCUUCAUAGCCUCCAUUGUUUAUCUCUAAUAGAUUGCAAAGCUCUUACUAGCCUUACCAGCAACACCCAUCUCAAAUCACUGGGGAAACUCAGCUUGGCGGGAUGCUCAGGACUGAGUGAAUUUUCGGUGACCUCAGAAAAACAAUCGUUUCUCUGGGUGCGUGACGCAACCAUCAAUGGUGAGUUGUGCUCAUCAAGCGGACAUCUCAGCAAAAUUGAUCUUUUGCAUCUACAAAGAUGCGAAGGUGUGACAAGUCUCCACAAAUUGGUUGACAUGCGCACCCUUGGAUACCUUGAUGCUGAUUAUUGUAAUAAGUUAGCAUCAAAUCUGUGUUCCAAAUUUGAUGAGAUGCGUGCUUUGCACUUUCUACGGCUGACUAAUUGUAGUGAAUUAUAUGAAGUUCCUGACAACAUCAGCUUGUUGGCGUCAUUACGUCAGUUAGAUCUCUCAGGGAGUAAUAUAGAGACCUUGCCUUUAAGCAUCAAACAUCUUUCAAGCCUGGAAGAACUCACCUUAAAAGGAUGCAAAAGGCUUCUGUCUCUACCACAACUCCCUCCCUCUAUCUUACUACUGCACGUCAAUGACUGCCUGUCCCUUGAGACUUUACAUUUACCUUUAAUGAGUGAAGAUAGAGAAGGAGAUCAAUUUUCUCCUGAAGAAAUCAGUCUCAUAAAUUGCAUGAAGUUGGAUGGGCAGUCAAUCAAAGCUGUUGAGGCCAGAGUGCUACUUGCCAUAAAUAACAACAAAGCCAUUUAUUUCUCGGCUAAAAUGGAAUAUCCGGGAAGAAGAGUUGCAGAGUGGGUCAUGUAUAGGACUACACAGUCUUUCCUGACUGUGGAUCUCAGUUCGAUUCCACAACCUUGGGAUGGCGCUUUCAUUUUUUGCGCCGUCAUUUCUGGAUCAUCACGGUGCCCAUAUAUUACAGCCGAAUUGUUUAUUGAUGGUCAACAUGCUUCCACGUUUGAGCACUACUCUCUCGGUGAGUCCGUGUUAUCAGAUCACUCCCUGUUAUCAGAUCAUGUUGUUCUUUGGUGCGAUCAAGAGCCAUGUCGAGAAGUACAAAGCAAAAUUGAAGAAAAGAAAAUAGAAGCCCAAAGCAACACUUCUUAUCAUCCAUUGCUUCAAUUUGAAUUCGCAGCCUUUGAUGAUGAUGAAACAACAGUAGAGAUCAAAGAGUGGGGGGUGUGCCCGACAUCUGCAGUUGAAUAUCAAAAUUACAUCAAACAAAUUCAAUUGGCAUUAUUGCAUUGCAAAUCGGCCUCUCGAAAGCGCAAAUAUCACAGCUUACUUCGAUGA
This is a messenger RNA of Neltuma alba, 2724 nucleotides long. RefSeq names its product protein SUPPRESSOR OF npr1-1, CONSTITUTIVE 1-like. The record is from RefSeq and is a predicted model, not a curated record. The transcript has 3 exons. Gene Ontology annotation, molecular function: ADP binding. Gene Ontology annotation, biological process: defense response. Lineage: Eukaryota; Viridiplantae; Streptophyta; Magnoliopsida; Fabales; Fabaceae. Bases 1 to 2724 code for a protein of 907 amino acids.